Paramecium octaurelia is the source of this 2273-nucleotide messenger RNA. NCBI's taxonomy places the organism in Eukaryota, Ciliophora, Oligohymenophorea, Peniculida, Parameciidae. The record is from the annotation of a GenBank genome assembly.
AUGAAAUUGGUAUUUUAUUUGUGUUUAUAUUUGGUGUUAAGUAAAGAGAAUUAGCGAAAAAAGGGAGUAGAAGUGUUAAUUGAUGAGAUAAUAAAGAGCAUGAGUUUAGAAUAAAAAAUUGGUUAAACUACUCAAGUUGAUUUUAUAUAUUUGAAUGAUGCCUAAGGAAAUACUUAAUAUAAUAAAAUAAAGGAAUGGAAUUUAGGAUCUUUGCUAGUAGGAGGAAAUGGAUGUCCUGAUGAUGAUGGUAACAUUUCCUCAACAGGAACAUGUAUGAAUGCGAAUAAUUAAUUAUGGAAAAAAGUGGCAGAUUAAGCAUUAGCUCAAGGAAUUCCUGUCACAGUAGAUAUAAGUGAAGUAGAAUCAACUACAGUGAUUAUAAAGCCAUUACUAGGUACAGAUGCUAUCCGUGGAAAUCAGCAUUCUGUUGGGGAAAUAUUAUUUCCUCAUAAUAUUGGUUUAGCAGCAUCUAACAAUGUUGAAAAUUUCAAGAAUUCAGCAAAAUGGAUGAGAGAUAGCGUGAUCGAGAGUGGAUUUAAUUUUGUAUUUUCACCCACAGUAGCAGUGUCUCAUAAUCCUUAAUGGGGAAGGUUUUAUGAGACUUUGGGAUCAAACAGCGAUAAAGUAAAAUAAUAUUCUAAAGCAUUUGUUAAAGAAGCCUAAAAUAUUGACAUUGAGACUGAACAUAUACUAGGAGUGCUCACAUCUGUCAAGCAUUUCUUAGGAGAUGGAGCUACAAUAAAUGGAUAUGAAGAAGGAGAUUCUAUUGUAGAUGAGAAAUUUAUGGAUCUUUUUAUUUAAGAUAACAUCAAAGGAUAUGAAGGAGCUAUAGAAGCAUUAACUGGCAAUAUUAUGGUCAGCUAUGAUGCAAUCAACGGGGUAGCUAUGAGUGUACAUCCUUUUGUUAAUAGCAUAUUAAAAGCAUCCUAGAGAGAAGGGGGAUUUGGGUUUGAAGGAUUUGUUAUUAGUGAUUAUAAUUCAGUCAUCAAAACAGCUUCAUUUGAUUUGCCAAGAGAAUCUUAGAAAAUGCCAUUGGAGAAAGCAUAUGCUGACUCAUUUAACGUAGGAGUUGAUAUGUAAAUGAUUUCUGAAAAUGUUGAAGAUUAUUAGACCAUGAUAGAGAAACUGAUCAAUGAAACGGAACUUGAUAAACCAAAAAUUGAUUCAAAACGUCUAGACGAUGCUGUAAAGAGAAUAUUAACGAUCAAAGAUAAAAUGGGAUUGAUUGAAUACGAUGAUAAUUUGAUAAAGAAGUAUAAUUUAUAAUAAAGAAAGAAAAUAGAAAUAAUUAAGAACAAAGAAUAAGAGUAUCAAGAUGCUUUGCAAGCAGCACUUUAAUCAUUGGUCUUGUUGAAAAAUUCAGGUAAUGCACUUCCUAUUAAAAAAACUACAAUUGAACACAUAAUUUUAUUGGGUGAUAGAUAUAUUCCUAUUGGAAAUGAAUAAUAUUAAUUAUUUUCGGAUUUUGACAAUAUUGGUGCUCAAAAUGGAGGAUGGACUAUUAGAUGGUAAGGAUAUAAUGGUAAUGAUUAUUGGUCUGGGGAUAACAAGAUUCAAUCUAAAGCUUCAUCCAUCCUGGAUGCUUUAAAAAAAAGAUUCUAAGAUGCUCAAAUUUAUUAUCCAAAAUAUUCUGAUACAACAAAUUUAGUUGCUAUUCUUGAAGAUAGAAAUAAUUUCAGAAACGAAUUAAUCGCAAAUCAGGAUUAAUUUUCUUAAGCAAACACUAUAGUCAUACAUGUUUUAGCAGAAAAUCCUUAUGCUGAGUAUAUGGGUGAUGUUAAUUGCAAAUACUGUUAAUCUUAAAAUUAAAAAGGCUGUUUAUACAACUAACGUGAUAACGUAUACUAAACUGAAUCCCAAGCUACUAGAUUAGAAAUUAAAGCAGGAGCAUAUGAAAAAUAAGUAUUAUUAUUUAAAAUAUUUAGUUAAUUAACAAUAUCCUAAAAGGUUACAGUAAGGUUAUUUCUAUCUUAAUAAGUGGUAGACCAAUGCUAAUAGAAGAUUCAUUAACCUUUAGUGAUGCUUUUAUAGCAGCUUGGCUCCCAGGAACCACAGGCGGGGAAGCUAUUGUAAUGUCAAUAUUUGGGGAAUAUGGAUUUGGAGGAACAAAUAAGACUUUCAAUAAAUUGCCGUCUCCUUGGAUUUCUACUUUAGAUUCUAUUAAAGAUUAUCCAAAAUAUGAUUCUGCUACUUUACCUAAAAUAGAAGACCCAAGAUUUGAUACAGGGUAUGGACUAUAGACAGAUAUAAUAAAUUAUUCAAUUUAAGAAUGA